UAUCGAUGACCAUUAAAAAUUGUGCCUAUAAAUCCAAGCAAUCUAAGCAAUCCAAAACUCUGUAACCACACUUUCUUUCCAGUCUAUUAGCCGAUAUGUCCAGCGAGUUAGCCAAAAUGGCAUCACUAUCGCUGUUUUCGGCAGUUAUCGAUUGCCUUUUAAGCUUUUGUAAGACCCGAGUUGGCAGCACAGUUGGACGAAUACGGGAAGCAGCCGCACUAUGGGUGAUAUGAGCUGGAACGAGUUUCUCAGUCAGGCCAAGCAGUUUCUGGACAUUUCCCAUCAGUUGGGCGAUAGUUGGAUGCUCCAAGAGAAGGACAUGAAUGAACCGAACACUUUCCUCAAGUUUAGUCAAAAGAUAAAGAGUAAAAGUGGAGAGCUAAUUAAUGUGGAUUAUCAUGUAGUCUACAGUGUCUCCUAUCAAGUGCCCAUGCUGUUUUUCCAGGCUCACAGAUCGGAUGGCAGUCUUCUAGAUCUGGACGCAACCUGGCAAUGCUUCAUGCCGGACAGUAAGGCCAGUGAGCUAUACCAGAUACUGACCCAAAUGGACCAUCCCGUUCUCUUCAAGCCCUUCAUGGCCCUGCAUCCUUGUCGCACCGCCGAAGUUCUGAAGCAAUUCGGCCAGCCGAGUAACAAUCAGGUGCUCACCUUCAUCAGCCUAUACGGUCCCCAGGUGAAGUUGUAUCUGCAGAAUGCCUAUGGCCUCAGCCCCUAGAUCAGAAGCCUGUAACGC
This is a messenger RNA of Drosophila serrata, 733 nucleotides long. It is a transcript of the gene Atg10, whose product is annotated as Autophagy-related 10. Gene Ontology annotation, molecular function: Atg12 conjugating enzyme activity. Gene Ontology annotation, cellular component: cytosol. The record is from RefSeq and is a predicted model, not a curated record. Lineage: Eukaryota; Metazoa; Arthropoda; Insecta; Diptera; Drosophilidae. Gene Ontology annotation, biological process: autophagosome assembly; protein lipidation; protein modification by small protein conjugation.